UGAUACCUAAAAGGAAUGAGAAUAUAUCUGAAACAGACGUGAUGAAAUACGAAUAUAACUUUACAACUGUACGUAACAGCGAAAUAACCGAAAUCUACCUUUCAUACCAUAGUUAUGAUAGCUAAAGUGACAAAAUUAUAUCUAUAGAUAAGAUUAUACUCGAUAGCAAAAUUUUUGUUUCAUCCGUAUCUUUAAUAGGACAUGAUUAAAAUCACACAUCUAUGGACUAUGUCAUACGAUCCGAUAGGUUUUAUGUUAUAUUUAAGUAUUGUUACAGUUGCAAACGUUCAAUAUUUCUUAACCGUUUGAUAAAAGGAAAUAUAUCAAUGUGUUAUUGGCAUGCCAGUAAAAGAGCCUUUUCCAGAAGUACAUGAAUUUGAGACGGUCUCGGGACGAUAUUGGCAAGUACAAAAGCCAGACAUGCAUGUAAAAGUGAUGCGAGUCACCACCCUUGUUGUGGGUUGCCUUGGAAUGGCAAUGGCAGGAUCUAUAUACGCUUUUGGCGCUUACGCAAACGCGGUAAAAGCUACAUUCAAUUACAGUCAGACUGAAAUUGAGAUGUUUGCAUCCAUGGGAAACUUUGGAAUAGCCAUGGGAUUUCCUGCUGGAUUUCUUUCUGAAAAGUUCGGGGCACGUAUAACAUCGCUAGUAGCUACUAUUGUGUCGGUACUUGGUUUCCUACUUCUGUGGUCUACAACACUGAGUAAAGACUUUUAUCACGAACACGCUUGGCUGCAAUACAUCUACUUCUUCGUUGCAGGUUUCGGUGCAAUUUUUCUGUACAUGGCCUCUUUAACUACCAACAUGAACAAUUUCCAUCCGAAACAUCGUGGGAAGGUCGUCGGACUAUUGGACGGUUCGUUUAGCGCCGGGCCAGCAUUGAUCUCUCUUAUCUAUGGAGUUUUGUUCACAAAUGGCCACGUGACGGACGAACAAAACCAAAAUCUGAAAGGUUUCUAUCUGAUGUCUGCCAUAGCUUUUGGCACAAUAGGUAUUUUAGGUGUUAUCCUUUUGAAGGACAAUCCUUUUGAAAUUGAGGAGAUCAGUUUUCAACGUAUGCCUGAGACAACGAAUGACAAGGAAGAAAACCAAAAGCACGAUGACCUACAACGUGAAGGUGAUGUCACUGGAUUUCAGUUGUUGAAAAAAUACAACUUCCAUUUUCUGUUUUGGUCAUACAUAUUUUGCGCUGGAUUGCAGCUUACAUAUCAGACAAACAUAACUGCUUAUCUAAAAUCCUACGAUUUGGAGCAGUAUAGUACUUUAUUCACAACACUUAAUCCCGUAUUCGGCAUUAUAUCAAAAUUCAUUGCCGGGUUUUUGUCUGACGCUAUAGUACAUAAAGUACCCAGAAUAGCAGUGCUUUUCGUUUUCAACAUUUUUCAGACUAUUGUUAUGGUAAUUUGCAUAUUCUAUUCAAAUCAUCUGUCUGUCCUAGUUUUAUCUCUGAUCGGGAUUGGCAUGCCUAAUGGGGCACUUUGGUGCCUUACUCCAACAAUGUUAAGCGAGUUUUACGGAAUGAAGUAUUUUGGACGCAACUGGGGAACUAUUAUGUUCGGAAAUGCAUUUGGUGGGUUGCUUUUCCAGCGUGUAUACGGCUGGAUAUAUGACAGCAGUAUACCGUAUACUGGUCAAACUGUGUGUUACGGUCUUCAUUGCUUCACGUGGAGCUUUGCUAUGAUGGCUGUACUUAGUCUAUGCUCUUGCAUAUUUAAUGCUGGUGUAUUAGAAUCUGAGAUCUAUCUGUAUAAAUCUUUGAAAAGAUCUAAGAAAUCAAAUGUGAAUUAGUGAUACAGAUUGGUUUUAAACGGGUAUGAAAUAAUGGAAAUGAAAUAAUCUGUGGAUAGUCUAAUGAGAGUAUAUUACUUUCAAAUCAACAACGUCAUGUGAAAUUCUUAAGGUUGCAGAAUGUAGAAUGUGAUAUAAUACAACCGAUCUCAUUCAAGCUGUCGUAUUUCCGUAUUUCUCAUUGAAUGUUUCUCAUUGCAGAGUUGGUGCAGCCGUUCUGCGCUUGCGCGGAAUUAUUAUCAAAUGGAACGCACGGCAAAAAUACUCAUUUUUUUGCAUGUCCGCACGCAUUUAGUGUAUAAUGUGCAUAAUAUACUGACUAAAGGUUAGGGUUAGAAUCACCAUGGUUACAAAAUAUAUACAUUUAAGGUAUAUUUGUUCAAAUUUAGUUAAUCCGGUAUAUACCGGAGUCUGUAAUAUAUCACGGGCGCACCAACUCUGUAUUUAGUCACAGCCUUUCUCAUUAUGUUGAAUGACAUUAACAAUCAUGCACAUUUUAUUGUUUGACGGAAUAAAGCUUUCUUUACAAACUACUCGUGAUAAUAUUUACUGUGCAAUGAAUUCGUAUCAAACAAUUUAUAACAUAUUUUAUAUCUUUUGCUCCACAUGAAUUGAAUGCAUUACUAGAUAUUAUUAGCAUAAAGCUGCCUGUACAAUAUCUGUGAUAUAUUGAAGCUUGUUGCUGUCUUCUCUUGUCUAAUAAUUGAGUGCUUGCGUGACUGUAUGUGGAGGGAGGAGGUGAUUGCCUUGAGCUUCAAGGCUACAGUUUGAUCCGAUCGUCUAAUUAGUACCACGAUCGUUUGUGAAUUUCUGUUUUAUAAUUCAGUAUCUAUAUAUAGGUUACACAUUAAUUUAAAGGUCUACAAGUAUGGUAGUAGAAACUAUCUUAAUUUUAGAUAUCUUGAAUAUUGUCAGUUUUGUUGGGAAAAUUUAUUUUCCCCCUGGCACAAAUUGUGCCAGAUUAUAACUUCGAAAAGCCUAUUUGAAAUUUUACAACAGUUUAAGUUUGAAGUAUUGCUUUAUGCUAAGUGAGAUAUCCUGAUAGAUUUGUAACAACUCUAUCGUUUAACAAAUAAAACCAUAAUAUAAUUUUAAAACAUUUUGAUACUCAAAAUAAAUGACUGAAUUUUUUAAUAGAAGAUAACAUUAUAUAGACUCAAAACAAAUAAAGAUUUUCCUAAAAUGA
Molecule: messenger RNA, 2974 nt
Organism: Mercenaria mercenaria
Lineage: Eukaryota; Metazoa; Mollusca; Bivalvia; Venerida; Veneridae
Exons: 3
Coding region: 340-1788 (482 amino acids)
Biological process (GO): transmembrane transport
Cellular component (GO): membrane
Molecular function (GO): transmembrane transporter activity
Source: RefSeq, a predicted model, not a curated record